This is a messenger RNA of Dendronephthya gigantea, 1581 nucleotides long. RefSeq names its product protein disulfide-isomerase A6-like. Bases 82 to 1419 code for a protein of 445 amino acids. The record is from RefSeq and is a predicted model, not a curated record. Gene Ontology annotation, molecular function: protein-disulfide reductase activity; protein disulfide isomerase activity. NCBI's taxonomy places the organism in Eukaryota, Metazoa, Cnidaria, Anthozoa, Malacalcyonacea, Nephtheidae. The transcript is spliced from 8 exons. Gene Ontology annotation, cellular component: endoplasmic reticulum lumen. Gene Ontology annotation, biological process: response to endoplasmic reticulum stress.
UCUUUUGAAUCACUUUUGCAACAAAUUCAGCUCAUUUGUCAAAUAUCGUGUUUAAUUGUCGCUGUGUUUCAAGUUUAAAAGAUGUUUUUAACGAUAAAUUGCUUAGUUACCAUCGUGUGUAGUGUAGUUUUAACUGAAGCUCUCUAUGGAUCUAACACUGAUGUGGUAGAAUUAACAGCUGGAAAUUUUGACGGGAAAGUCAUACAAAGCGACGAUAUUUGGCUUGUGGAGUUUUACGCACCAUGGUGUGGCCAUUGCCAAUCUCUGGCCCCUGAAUGGAAAAAGGCUGCAUCAGCAUUGAAGGGAGUUAUCAAAGUUGGUGCUGUAGAUAUGGAUGUUCAUAGCUCAGUGGGUGGCCCUUACAAUGUCCGAGGAUUUCCAACAAUUAAGAUUUUUGGUGCAAAUAAGAACUCCCCAAUUGAUUACAAUGGCCCACGUACAGCUCAAGGUCUAACAAAGGCAGCAAUUGAAGCAGCUCAAAGUGCUGUGAAUCAAAGAUUAAGUGGUGGUGGUGGUUCAGGGAGCAGAUCUAGUGGUGGUGGAAAGAGUGGAAGUGGUGGAAGUAGUGGUGGUGGUGAUGCAAAAGAUGUUAUUGAACUAACAGAUAGCAACUUUGAAGAGAAAGUUCUUCAAAGCAGUGAGCUCUGGCUGGUUGAGUUUUUUGCACCAUGGUGUGGACAUUGUCAACGUCUUGAACCAGAAUGGAAGAAAGCUGCAACCGAAUUAAAGGGGAAGUUUAAUCUUGGAGCACUGGAUGCAACAGUUCAUCAAAGCAUGGCACAACGUUAUGGUGUUCAAGGCUUUCCAACCAUCAAAUUCUUUGCACCAGGUAGCGAACCUGUUGACUACCAGGGUGGGAGAAGCGCCUCAGAUAUUGUGCAGUUUGCUUUGUCUAAAGUUGCUGAAAAUGUUGCCCCACCAGAGGUUGUCCAGUUAACCGACAACAAGAUCUUGACGGACAACUGCAAUGAGAAACCCCUUUGUGUUGUUUCUGUGUUACCUGAUAUCCUAGACACUGGUGCUGAUGGUAGAAAUGCUUAUCUAAACAUUCUCAAAGAUAUUGGUGAGAAAUACAAAAGCAAGUUGUGGGGAUGGGUUUGGACAGAAGCUGGCAGCCAUAGUAAACUUGAAGAAACUUUAGGCAUGGGUGGCUUUGGAUAUCCAACCUUGGCUGCAGUAAAUGUUCGAAAAAUGAAAUUCUCUAUUCUGAAAGGGUCCUUUGAUAAGGCUGGAAUUGACGAAUUUCUUCGUCGGUUAGCAGUAGGACGUGGCUCUACCGAACCAGUCCGUGGGGCGGCUUUACCAGAGCUCAAGCCAGUGGAGGCCUGGGAUGGAAAAGAUGGGCAGCUGCCUGAAGAAGAUGAUAUAGAUCUGAGUGACUUUGAUAUGGAUGAUGAUGCAGAGAAAGAUGAGUUAUAGUUAACUGGUGUGACAAAACGUGACUAUAUAUAGUCUGAAAUAAUGAAUUUUGGACAUUGUGUGUUUUCUUCCCUUUGUAAAGAUAUUGAUGAAUUUAUGGCUGAAAUUAUGCUGCUCACAAAACUCAGUGUAAAGAUUUAGGAAAUAUAAUAAAUUGAGCUU